CCAGGAUUCGUUUUAAGCCGAAACCGUGUACCCGCAUUUUAGGCAUUCUCAUCCAGGUCGUCUGUUUUCUUCUGGCAGACACAGGAAACCUUACAGGAGAGGCUUAAGAACCCGAGGAAGCAGCUAAGGAAGACAGCAAAGAUGGGGAGUGGAGCCAGUGCUGAGGAUAAAGAACUGGCCAAGAGGUCCAAGGAGCUAGAAAAGAAACUGCAGGAGGAUGCUGACAAGGAAGCCAAGACUGUCAAGCUGCUGUUGCUGGGUGCUGGGGAGUCAGGAAAGAGCACUAUCGUCAAGCAAAUGAAGAUCAUUCACCAGGAUGGCUACACGCCGGAAGAAUGUCUGGAGUUCAAGUCCAUCAUCUACGGGAAUGUGCUGCAGUCCAUCCUGGCCAUCAUCCGGGCCAUGUCCACCCUGGGCAUUGACUACGCUGAAGCAAGCUGUGCGGAUGACGGACGACAGCUCAAUAACCUGGCCGACUCCAUUGAGGAGGGAACCAUGCCUCCCGAGCUGGUGGAGGUCAUUAGGAGGUUGUGGAAGGACGGUGGGGUGCAAGCCUGCUUUGAAAGAGCUGCAGAGUACCAGCUCAAUGACUCAGCAUCUUACUACCUGAACCAAUUAGAACGGAUUACAGACCCUGAUUACCUCCCUAAUGAGCAAGAUGUGCUACGAUCCAGAGUCAAAACCACCGGCAUCAUUGAGACCAAAUUUUCUGUCAAAGACUUGAAUUUCAGGAUGUUUGACGUAGGUGGACAGAGAUCUGAGAGAAAGAAGUGGAUCCACUGCUUUGAGGGAGUCACCUGCAUCAUUUUCUGUGCGGCCCUCAGCGCCUAUGAUAUGGUGCUGGUGGAAGAUGACGAAGUGAAUCGUAUGCAUGAGUCUUUGCAUCUGUUCAACAGCAUAUGUAACCACAAGUUCUUUGCGGCUACUUCAAUUGUCCUCUUUCUCAACAAGAAGGACCUCUUUGAGGAAAAAAUCAAGAAAGUCCAUCUCAGCAUUUGUUUUCCAGAGUAUGAUGGGAACAAUUCCUUUGACGACGCAGGAAAUUAUAUCAAGAAUCAGUUUCUUGACCUCAAUAUGCGAAAAGAUGUCAAAGAAAUCUACAGUCACAUGACCUGCGCCACAGAUACUCAGAAUGUCAAAUUUGUGUUUGAUGCAGUCACAGAUAUCAUCAUCAAAGAAAACCUCAAGGACUGCGGGCUCUUCUAAUCCUCACCAUUCCUCAGGUAUACGUGUUACAAACAGGCUUGGCACCUGGGUCAUUUGGAGCAAACAAUUAUAGUGAAUAAUUAUCAUGACACGAAGAAUGAAUCCAGUCUCCUUCAGAGAUGGAAUAUGCAUGAUUCCAACUGUGUCUCGCACGUUCUUUUCACAGCAAGCUAGCCGGUAGUUUAAAGAGCACAAAUCCAGGAGCUGGAAAACACAGGUUCCAGUACUGGUUGUGCAACUUUAUACGAAAAUGUGAAUGCUUCAUUUUUCUGAGCCCUGAGUCCCUCAUCUCUAAAACAAAGAUAACUUCCCUACCUACUUCACAGGGUUAUUCUGAGAAGCACAACAUAAUGAAGGGAAGGCACAUAAAAGCUGCUGUGGUUAGAGUCACAUAAAGAAAUCCUAUAUAAAAGCUGCCAAGUAUAAAAUUCAACACCUAUUUUUAAAAUAAACAAUCUCAACAAACAAUCCCAAGCAAUACAACAAAUCUUCCCUACAGUCAGCAAAAAAACCCCAAACAAUUAAAAUCCCCCAAAAACAGGGGCCGGCAGGUGGCAUG
Molecule: messenger RNA, 1765 nt
Organism: Tupaia belangeri chinensis (Chinese tree shrew)
Lineage: Eukaryota; Metazoa; Chordata; Mammalia; Scandentia; Tupaiidae
Gene: GNAT2
Product: G protein subunit alpha transducin 2
Exons: 9
Coding region: 142-1206 (354 amino acids)
Biological process (GO): adenylate cyclase-modulating G protein-coupled receptor signaling pathway; detection of chemical stimulus involved in sensory perception of bitter taste
Cellular component (GO): heterotrimeric G-protein complex; photoreceptor inner segment; photoreceptor outer segment
Molecular function (GO): GTP binding; G protein-coupled receptor binding; GTPase activity
Source: RefSeq, a predicted model, not a curated record